GGCGCUGCUACAUUGUGUAUAUAGUGUUGUAUAUAUGUUGAAUUGGAUUUGUAACAAGACUUGUGCUCUUGCUGGCCUCUGGGAGAAUCUGAUGCCAGAUUGUAUUUAGGAGGGUCGUAAGGAACACAAAGAGUCGCGUGACACAAGGAGUCCACCCUGCAUUAAAUUCAUACAGGUUAGAGUAAGUGAGACGUAAGUGGGUCAAAAUCAAGGAAGGGAGUUACUGUACAAGGGGGACUGUGUUGCACAUGACUCCUAUAAGGUGACAGUCAACGGUACAUAGACACACUCUGACUCUACCCUGCGUGUCUGCCAUAUAAAUAUAUAGUGUGUGUACUAGUAGCCUAUAGUACAUGAUAGUAUAGGCAUCACUGCACACUUAGUCAAUAUACCAUCGACGAGACUGCAGACAAAGUUUGAAACUUAUUGAGCACAAGUGGGUCAGUCAAUAUAUCCCGCCCGAAGCAAAGGAGUGAGUCGUUAUAUUGCUAAAAAGUUACUGAAAAGUGGCUAUCAACGCUAUAUUUAUGAUACAUCAUUUAUGACCACGCGUGCCGAACUAUAGGGCGACUAUUUCAAGCUUUGUCAAUUAAGCGAGAUCACACGGGGUCAAGUAGGGGACGCAGUUACCUGUGGCAUUUUAUACAUAUAUAUGAAUCAACGACAGAGGUGUUGAGAUUCGAGAUGUGUAUACUGCUUGCAUAGAUUUAUAUACCUUCGGGGGAGAUAAAGGAGGUCAUUUGGACAAGUGCCCGCAGUUUCUCUUUCAAUAUCUACCGUAUAUAGCCUACAAUAUAAAGUUGAAAUAGGCUGCGGCAUCUGUGGUUUAUUUCUGUACUUAUACUUUCACAUUCAGAUGUGGGCGGCCCUCAUGUGACAGACCAGAAUCAAUAUUUUACUAUUCGAUAUCAAAAUAAUUGUAUCAGUUUUGAAGACUUGGAUUAGUCAAGAACUUCUUGGAUUAGUGAAGCCUAUACGUGUUCGCUAAGUGACCCUGGACUUCGGAGGCGUUUCGUUUUACGUCUCGUGACUACCUCGUGAGUGAGGGAAAAACACAUUUCCUUUCUUCUUCGCAACAUCCGCCUUCACAACACUAUAUGAAGACGAGUCGUGUAUUCUGAUUUAAUAUUUGUCUCCUGCACUUAAUGAACACUCUCUAUGUGUGACAGACUAUGUUUAUCGUGUCCUUGCUUCGCCAGCAUUGGAAGAAAACUUUCGGCUAAACGGGAUCAGAUUUUUGAUAGCCGCAAAUACAAGACCAAGCAAAUGGAGGAGAAACUUAUUCAGGAGAUAGCAAGCGGGGCACCUGUAGAUAAAAUAAAACCGACCCUCUUCCUCAACAAACAUGACCAGGGAGAGCUGAAGGUUGAGUACCAAACCACUGUCGCUGAAACCGUGGACAAAAUGAGACAAGAUGGCUUCCUGGCGACCAGUAAGUUGGUCUUUAUUGUGCAUGGCUACAGGGACAACGCCCACUCCGGCUGGCUGGUUGAGGCCAAGGACAACUUACUGGAAGAAAACCCCGAUCAGACUGUGGUCUUAGUAGACUGGAGCCGGGGAGCCGAUACGGUGAUCUAUCCCUGGGCCGCGGCGGACACAGCCACGGUGGGGGCGUGGUUGGGAGAAGUGGCUGACGGCGUACGGUCCAAGUUCCCCGAGAUGAAAAUUUGGUCGGUAGGGCACAGCCUGGGCGCCCACCUGGUCGGCUCAGCUGGCAGGCACAGUAAAGGCGCCAUCCACCGUGUUACGGGACUAGACCCCGCCGGCCCGCUGUUCGAGAAAUAUCUCGACGUCGACAAGCGUCUUCGCCCUACAGACGCCGCAAUGGUGGACGUCAUCCAUACCGACGGCUAUGAGACUAACGUAAAGAACGGCGAGAAGAGACAGGUUAGCGUCCUCCGGCAAAUUGAAGGCGAACUGUCCGUGGCCGAUGCAUUAGUUAAUCACUUUGGUACUCUUAUACCGCUCGGAACGAUCGAUUUUUAUCCAAAUUACGGGUAUGAACAGCCGGGCGUAGCACCCUUUCAGACAUCUGCGCAACACCAUAGGGCGGUUCAGCUGUUUAACUGGAGCAUUAAAAACAAAGGGAAGUUCAUGACCAACCAGAUUCUUGAUGGGACGCCAGCGUUUGAGAAGCCGGUUAAAAAAUUGAAGACGACCGAAAACUGGGCUGAGAUGGGUUGUUACGCCGACCAAAGCUUUUGUGACCGUGGUCUGUACUUUAUCAGGACAAAUCCGACGAUACCAUGGGCGCCGGCAACGUCGGAGACGUCAAGUGAUACACCGUCGGCAUGGGGAUGCAAUAUUUUGUAAUUCUGACAAGUAGAAUACUUUCCUAAGCAGACGCGCACACGAGAUUGACUGACUUAAUAAGUGAUAUUGCCCAAUUAAUAGACAUAAAAAUGGACAAAAAAUUUUAAGAUUUGGUUAAAGUGCAACGCGUUUUUAUCUGUACAUUACAGUCCAAGGAACGGAUGUGCAAUACGGCAUAGGCCCCCAUUUUUACCACCCCCCAUCCCCCACCCCCCUUAGUGGUGGGACUGGUGCUUUUACAACAGAAUAUGUGACACUAUUUGUAUUGAUUUUGUCAAAAAAGUAAUGAGUUUUUAACGGCUAAAACAGCAAAUUAUAGUAAGAGAACCACUUCAUUUUACCUAGAUGGUGUUGCAUUAUAAGGACUUCAUGGCUUCCACUCUGGUGAAAGUAUUUAAUAUAGUUAACGUUUUGAAAAUAUUAAUUUUUUUCAAGCAUGGGGGUUUAACUUGAAUAUAUACUGUAAAUUCUAUAGCAAUGAGAUUUUGUAGGGAAAAUUACAUAGGAUGUCCCAAUGGGCAGCUAAAGGAAAUUUUAGACUCAUUUUGUCAUUUGUUAAGUAUUCAAAAAUACCGUUAUCAUUCCAGUUUAAUAGUUUAAAGUUAAUUUUCAAAGUCCAGCAAGAACUAUUAUGGCAUUUGUCUACAUACACGCUAUCGCAAAAUCUCUUUCGUUUUCUUUGAUUACUUCCGGUUUGUAAGUGUUAACUAAUUACUUCCUUGUGUGACGAAGCGCUACGUUUCUGUUUCACUUUCGGAUGGUGACUAAAUGUCAGCACGCAUAUUUACAUUCAGUUGUGUGAUUUGAUAACACGAGACGUAUCUUUGCUUUUGUCAUGGAGACCGAAUGAACAGUUAUGAAAUUAAAUCUACUGUCACCUUUG
Messenger RNA from Lingula anatina, 3196 nucleotides. Its product is annotated as phospholipase A1-like. Gene Ontology annotation, biological process: lipid catabolic process. The record is from RefSeq and is a predicted model, not a curated record. Lineage: Eukaryota; Metazoa; Brachiopoda; Lingulata; Lingulida; Lingulidae. Gene Ontology annotation, molecular function: lipase activity.